GGUCUCGAACUAAAUGCGCCACAGCAAGUUGAUAAGCAGCGCAGUGCACACAGAGAGGUCGUCGGCUUUGCCAAGCUUUCGCUAUAGUUCGGUGGGAAAAAAAAAGGCAAAGACAAAACUAAUUCCAGUUGCACAAUAUGGUGAAACUCGCUUUCAACUCCGCUCUCGGACAAAAGGAUUUAAAUAAGGAGGAGAAGGAUGAAGCUUUGAUCCCUCAGGAUGUGGAUGUGGAGGACGGUCUGCGUAUCAGGCAGCAGUCCAGGGCCUGGUGCUGGUGCAUGUGUUUGGGUCUGGCCCUCAUUCUGUCUGUCGUGGUUGUGGGCGGAGCUUACCUGUACAGGUAUUACUUCAUAGAGGAGGAGAGGAUGUAUUUCUGUGGGGUGAACUACCGUGAGGAAAAUUACAAGAUGCAGGACAGCCAGGAGGAAACCGACAUGGAUUUGCCAGCCGCAUACAAGAGGGUUGAGGAGAGAGUGAGGGUCCUGGAGGAUGAGGGGGUGGAGCUCAUUAACAUCCCGGUGCCCAAGUUCAGCGACAGUGACCCUGCUGACAUCGUUCAUGACUUCAACAGGAGACUGACAGCGUAUCUGGAUCUGCGUUUGAACAAAUGCUACGUCAUUCCUCUCAACACUUCUGUUGUGAUGCCGCCCAGAGACUUCCUGGAGCUUCUUGUCAACAUCAAGGCAGGAACAUACCUGCCACAGUCUUACCUGGUGCGUGAACAGAUGAUAGUGACCGGGAAGCUGGAGCAUGUGGAUCAGCUGGGUUACUUCAUCUAUGGCCUCUGCAGAGGGAGAGACACUUACAUGCUGGAGCGCAGAGAGACUGUUUUUGGUAUCCAGAAGCGAGAGGCUCUCAACUGCCACAAGAUUCUCCACUUUGAGAAUAAGUUUGUGGUGGAGACUCUUAUCUGUGAGCCGUAGCGGGAGUAAAGACAGCUGGGUAAUAAGAUAAAUCCACUUUUGACAAAUUCCACUCUGACCCUUCCUCUCCUUCCAUUAAGCCUCUUCUGUGUGUGUGCGUGGGAGUGUGUGCUUCUCUCCGAUUCGUUUCUCUGUAUAGCAACAAUCGAUAUUGCUGAGAGAGAAUGAGACCGAAUGCCAAGAGCAAUAUAAAUCAUAGAAACAUUUGUGUGUAGGCAAACAUUUGGACCAGUUUCUCUCUCUUAGUUACCAUUUUCCUGUCUGGGUUUCUGUUAAGUGUGUGCGGGGUGUAGUGUAUGAAAAUAACAAGUAGCAAGUUGACCGUGGCAGAGGGAAGGACUCGCAGAGGAUAAAUGUCCAAUGAAAUCUAUCAAAGAUGCACAUGUUUAGUGUACAUUUAAAACUGUGAACUGUCACAGAUACCAGAUUAUAUACUGGAAAAUAUAUUUGGCUAGAGAUUUGUGAUAUAUGGCCAGUUAUUACAUGUCGAAAAUACACAGAAUUGUUUUUUGUAUUAGUUACACUUUAGUCUAUACUUUUAUUUUAAAGGAACAAUGUUGCUCUGCUGUAAGUGAAUACACUGUUAAAACAUCCUUUAGUAGAGAAGUAAAAUCUUGGAUCAGAUUUAGAGAAUGCAGAACAUUUUUUUAAAUCUUAAAUAUCUAAACUUGUUAAACUGCAAACUAAUAAAAUGUGUAUUAUGUCAUUUAGGGACUGCCGAGGUAUUGAGGGGUAGACUGAUAGAUGAACUAUGUAAAGAUUGUUUCAAUUAACUAAAGUGUCUACCAAGUUCAACGUGUGUUGGAAAGAUUUAAACUUUGCACAUAACCCAAAAGGUUUUAAUGUCAAACAUGUUAAUACUAAUAAAAAUUUGACCACUCA
This is a messenger RNA of Carassius gibelio (silver crucian carp), 1805 nucleotides long. It is a transcript of the gene itm2ba, whose product is annotated as integral membrane protein 2Ba. Gene Ontology annotation, molecular function: amyloid-beta binding. NCBI's taxonomy places the organism in Eukaryota, Metazoa, Chordata, Actinopteri, Cypriniformes, Cyprinidae. The coding region runs from base 138 to 923 and encodes 261 amino acids. The record is from RefSeq and is a predicted model, not a curated record. The transcript is spliced from 6 exons. Gene Ontology annotation, biological process: negative regulation of amyloid precursor protein biosynthetic process. Gene Ontology annotation, cellular component: extracellular exosome; Golgi apparatus; plasma membrane.